Molecule: messenger RNA, 2025 nt
Organism: Aethalodelphis obliquidens (Pacific white-sided dolphin)
Lineage: Eukaryota; Metazoa; Chordata; Mammalia; Artiodactyla; Delphinidae
Gene: DUSP3
Product: dual specificity phosphatase 3
Exons: 3
Coding region: 64-621 (185 amino acids)
Biological process (GO): negative regulation of T cell receptor signaling pathway; negative regulation of JNK cascade; negative regulation of ERK1 and ERK2 cascade
Cellular component (GO): cytosol; cytoplasm
Molecular function (GO): protein tyrosine/serine/threonine phosphatase activity; MAP kinase phosphatase activity
Source: RefSeq, a predicted model, not a curated record
AGCUGACCCGGCCGCUCUCCCUUAGCUUGCUGCUGCCCGGGCGUGCAGGGCCCGGCUGCCGCCAUGUCGGGGCCGUUUGAGCUCUCGGUGCAGGAUCUCAACGACCUGCUGUCGGACGGCAGCGGCUGCUACAGCCUCCCGAGCCAGCCCUGCAACGAGGUCACCCCCAGGAUCUACGUGGGCAACGCGUCUGUGGCUCAAGACAUCCCCAAGCUGCAGAAACUGGGCAUCACCCAUGUCCUGAAUGCGGCCGAGGGCAGGUCCUUCAUGCACGUCAAUACCAGUGCCAACUUCUACAAGGACUCUGGCAUCACCUACCUGGGCAUCAAGGCCAACGACACACAGGAGUUCAACCUCAGCGCCUACUUUGAAAGGGCGGCAGACUUCAUCGACCAGGCCCUGGCUCAGAAGAACGGCCGAGUGCUCGUCCACUGCCGUGAGGGUUACAGCCGCUCCCCGACUCUCGUCAUCGCGUAUCUCAUGAUGCGUCAGAAGAUGGAUGUCAAGUCUGCCCUGAGCAUCGUCAGGCAGAACCGUGAGAUCGGCCCCAACGAUGGUUUCCUGGCCCAGCUCUGCCAGCUCAAUGAUAGACUAGUCAAGGAGGGGAAAUUGAAACUCUAGGGCGCCCUCACUGCCUCUUCUCUAGAGGUCGGAUGGAGGGAGGCGCCCUGGUUGUGGUGUCCCAAGCUGCCAUGUUUAGGAAACACAGUGUACCCUGCUCCCAGCAUCACCAGGCACUUGCCCACAAGUCUGUCCCAACACAGCCCUGGGCCACUUUCCCCCUGGGGAGCAUAUAAAGAAGCUUGCUGAGGAGGGCAUUCCUGCUCCCUGGUGCCUACAAUUUAUGAUGUCCUCACCCUGAGGAGGGGGCGCAGAGGGGGCGCAGGCCUGUGACGGGCGUGCUUCUCCUGGAUGGCCCAGGGCAAGGGAUGUGUGGAGGUGUAAGGCCUGAGAUGCUCACAGGGACCCCUCCCCGCCUCCCCACCCUUCACCCCUGGGCCCUCUCCUGAGUGGGGACCCCAGCCCUGUAAAGGAACUAUGCAAACGCGGGCCCCUCUUCCCCCACCGUGUCUGUCUCCCCUGUCCCCUCACAGCUGUCCACACCCUGCUCGUAGGCAGAGGCACGUCGUGAGGUCUGAAGUUGGCUCAGGGUCAGUUGUCCGUGGGUGGAAAUUCCCAUGAAGAGACUGCAUUUUAAUGAUUUCCUUAGGAUUAAAGAUACCGAAACAAAGAAGCCUUUGAGUGGGCAAAUACAUGUCCCUGGAGGGCUCUCCUAAAUUAAUUGUUUAAAAAAUGUGACUUCUUGGAAGGCUUGAGUUCAGAAUCCACCUCUUCUGGGUACCCGGCUCUCAGAGGUCACUUGGUCGGUUAGAAGAGCGAUGCCUUGGGCAGGGUUUUAUUUUUCUUUUUUAGAAAACAGGGUGUUGAAGUCCAGCCUAUUUAAAAACCCCACCAUUUGGAGAAUUACAAGGGUUUUGUCCUGAAUUAUAGUGUUGGCGAGCCCAAGCCACUCGUGCUCACUGCUUUUUGUCUCGGUUACUAUUCCAAGAACAGGAGGAGGAAGUUGGCCAAUUAUAGCACGUGCGUGCACGUGCGCGCGUGUGCGUAUCUGUGUGUGUGUGUGUGUGUGUGUGUGAGAGAGAGAGAGAGCAACACAGCCAGUGGCUGGACAAGCAAGGGGUUGAACGGGCCCAGGCUCACAUCCUGCCCACUCACAGGUAGUUCUUCCAGCUCUCUGCUGCCAGAAAAGGUCCAGGAGCCUUGGCAGCAAAAAAUGACUCAACCAGGCAGAAAGGAAACAUGGCGGGACGUCCAAAUGCAGCCUUUACUGGUGGUAGAGGAAACAAAAAGAAACAGCCUCUGUAAGGACUUUUUUAGGAUGACGUCGGAACGCACAAGCACUCACACACGUGUGCGUGUGCGCACAUUUGUCAGAAUAUAGGAGUUUUGUUUUGAACACAGUCUUCUUAGCACUUGACAUGAUUGCCAUCAGGGCAACCGAUGCAGUGCUGUCAUCUUCAGGUU